This is a messenger RNA of Mycena indigotica, 825 nucleotides long. RefSeq lists its product as uncharacterized. The transcript is spliced from 3 exons. Bases 1 to 825 code for a protein of 274 amino acids. NCBI's taxonomy places the organism in Eukaryota, Fungi, Basidiomycota, Agaricomycetes, Agaricales, Mycenaceae. The record is from RefSeq and is a predicted model, not a curated record.
AUGACCAACUUGCCCAGCACCUCUACUUUCCGGGGACCGUUCCACAAGUCGGCGAAGCAGCCCGACCCAUACUCGCGCGUGGGGGUCCCGCUCCAGCGGGUGCAGGGGAGAGGAGAAAGUCCCUCGCCCUCCGCCUGGACAUUCUCCUCGAACUCGUCUGCGCAACCGAAGCGCCCGCAGUCGCCUCCCGCGCGGAAAAACAGCCGGGAGCAAGACGACGAGCGGCCGUCAAAGGCUAUGGACCUGGCGAUGCGUGGCGUGUCCACGAUGCUGCUCAUUCCCAUGCCGUUCCUCGAGAGCGUGCGCAACCGGGCCCGGGGCAAGGGCAAGCGCCGCGCAAACGUGGAUACCGGGGCCGAGGAGCAUGAGAGCGAUGACGAAGAGGAGGAAGAGGUCGAUGUCAUCGUGGGCAGCGACAACGGGUACCUCGCCUAUGCUGAUGAGCCUAACACCUUGAAAUGCCUCGCCGGACUGCGCAGCCCCUCGCCGCUGCCAGGUCCGCCCAACACAGUCGUUAAAAAGACGCACCGGAAGCACAAUUCGCUUGUGCUACCUGAUGUUGACGUCCCGCGCUAUUCAAGGUCGCCAUCGCCGCUGCCCGCUAGUAUCACCCGCCCGCAGUCAGCUCUGGCCGCCACGGUCGAUACUCCACCGCCAUCUGCGUCACGCGCUGUACAGUUCACGAUCGACGCCCCGCCCAGGGUUAAGCGUCGGACAGACCUCUUCGAGGCGCCGGUCGGGCGGGGCGAGGAUGAAGAGCCUGCCUGGAGCGACUUCAUGGUGAGCCACAGUCGCAGCAGGUUAUCUUCCUCCCAUCCGGUCUAG